Messenger RNA from Cladophialophora psammophila CBS 110553, 1845 nucleotides. RefSeq lists its product as uncharacterized. The transcript has a single exon. The record is from RefSeq and is a predicted model, not a curated record. NCBI's taxonomy places the organism in Eukaryota, Fungi, Ascomycota, Eurotiomycetes, Chaetothyriales, Herpotrichiellaceae. Bases 1 to 1845 code for a protein of 614 amino acids.
AUGCAGGAUGCAUACUUGAAAUCCCAGGGUGAGAGAAUAGCAAAUCAGGAGACGAGGGCAUUGGAGCAUGAUGCGCAACUCCGAGCCAUCUCUUCAGUCUUGGAUACAUUUCGCGCCACACUGGAGGAGAUCAAGAUAUCCAUUGGGGAACUGAAGUCUCAAACCUCCGUCCCUCGCCUCGAUAAACCUACACAUAUUGACUUCAUUGGCACACUCCAAAAAACGAUCUCGACAAUGAAAACGGCCCAGUCGAACGCCCAAGAACUCGAAGAACUUCGUGCUGAAAACGCCGCGCUUAAAGCUAAAUGGGAUAUUGUGCAAUCUGCCAUGAAUACCGCUACCAGACAACCAUCCUCGGGUUCAUUGUAUAAGGUAUCUCACGGAAACACUUUACGAAAACGCAAACGCGACAGCGACGUCCCAAAACCAAGUGCAACGGUCCCUUCAGACGGAGCAAUGCAAAACCGGUCCCAAUACUCAGAAGAUUUUUCGUCGUCUGCGCAAAUGCCAACUCCUCAGUCUAGCAGCCACUCCGACAGGCAUGACUCUAAUAGCUCGAGAACAUCGACCCCAGAGCAAGGACAGGCCGGAUUCAACUCGCACAGGAUGCCUCAAUGCAGUAAUGAGCACACAAGUGAAGAUCAUGUCCUACCACCAAUGGCGCCGUCUCAGCGGAACCUCAGGAAUCGUCUACCGUCUAAUCAUACCCGGGAUAUAGAGACUGCUAGCUCAGCUGUGCACUCUACACCGGUCGCAAACGUUGGCACAGUUGCAAAAGCAACCGCUAUGAUCUCCGACGUACAGGAGACUCAACAGCUGCUUUCUUCAGGGCUUGUUGAGGGAUCGUUACGGUCGUCAGGACAGGCAGACGAGUGUGAAGAGUUAGUUCUUGCUGAGCGUGCAACCGGAUCUAUGAACGAUGAAGCUCAGCCACAAAAGGAUGAGGAUGCCAAUAGUCUCGAUGAUAGUGGUCAACUGCCUGACAACAAUGAUGAGCCGCAGAUGGAUAUUGAUCUUGUAGAUGCGUCGGAACUCCAGUCGUCGACGAGGGAAACGGAUGAGUUUGGCGGUGACGACCAGGAUCGCUCUUCCAACUCUUUUGAUACCCUAGCAGAUGGUGCAGCGAGUAAGAAUGUGGCUGCGUCUCUCGAAGCAUCUUCAGCGGAUGAUGGAUCGACUCAGUCUGCACCGGCCGGAAGAACUCGCAGCAAGACGAAGGUGCCAUCAUCACAAAGAAACCCCGACUUCAUCAUCAUGGACAGGCGAAGCAUUGCCCCCGAGCCAGCGGCACUUCGACGGAUCCUCCCUCGUCGGAUUGGUGCGCAUCAACGGCCGCAGUUUGAGCACGCGACACCGGAAUCGAUCAAGCAAAACCUAAGGAAUUCCGGAAAAGCCAAAGGACAACGACAGUUGAAGCCUCACAUUCAAACGACCACAAAGAUCCUCCACAACGAGCUCAAAGAGCUCGGCCUGGAGGAUUGGAUCGAGAAAGACAAGGACACUCCCGAAUACAAAAAGGCUGUAGAGGAAGCCAGGGGCCGCAAACGAGAACAGACGAGAUUGGCUACAUUAGCGAGCCGCGGAAUCAGCCUCCCAGGAGCGUCUACAGAUGAUGAACAACCGGAGACGGCUCCAAGCCUAAAAGAGCCAUUUGUCCAACCCCCUAAAGCUCUAGUUGAUGUCGAUAACGAACAAGCUGGUGGAAGACCGGUCUUGUCUGCGUCGGGGGUGGCAGCUAGAAAAGCGAAGGGGAUGGACCUGCGCAAGACCAAACGAGAACAACGAGCAGAGGAGAUUCGCCGAAGAGAUCUGCUGGCGAAAGCGGCAAUGGAUAUGAAUGAUUAG